This is a messenger RNA of Myotis myotis, 1653 nucleotides long. It is a transcript of the gene ADRB1, whose product is annotated as adrenoceptor beta 1. Bases 132 to 1526 code for a protein of 464 amino acids. Gene Ontology annotation, biological process: norepinephrine-epinephrine-mediated vasodilation involved in regulation of systemic arterial blood pressure; adenylate cyclase-activating adrenergic receptor signaling pathway; positive regulation of heart rate by epinephrine-norepinephrine. The transcript has a single exon. Gene Ontology annotation, molecular function: beta1-adrenergic receptor activity. Gene Ontology annotation, cellular component: membrane. Lineage: Eukaryota; Metazoa; Chordata; Mammalia; Chiroptera; Vespertilionidae. The record is from RefSeq and is a predicted model, not a curated record.
GCUCCGCGCCGCGGCUGCCCUGACCUGGCCGCGACCUCCCUCGGCGGGCCCAGCCGCCCGGACCUCUGGGGUGUUCCCCAAACACGGCCCAACCCCGCCACACCCCCCGCCCCCGGCCUCCGCAGCUCAACAUGGGCGCGGGGGUGCUCGCCCUGGGCGCCUCGGAGCCCUGCAACCUGUCAUCGGCCGCGCCUCUCCCCGACGGCGCGGCCACCGCGGCGAGACUGCUGGUGCCCGCGUCGCCGCCCGCCUCGCUGCUGCCCCCGGCCAGCGAGGGCCCCGCGCCGCUGUCGCAGCAGUGGACGGCCGGCAUGGGCCUGCUGAUGGCGCUCAUCGUGCUGCUCAUCGUGGCGGGCAACGUGCUGGUGAUCGUGGCCAUCGCCAAGACGCCGCGGCUGCAGACGCUCACCAACCUCUUCAUCAUUUCCCUGGCCAGCGCCGACCUGGUCAUGGGGCUGCUGGUGGUGCCCUUCGGGGCCACCCUCGUGGUGUGGGGCCGGUGGGAGUACGGCUCCUUCUUCUGCGAGCUCUGGACCUCGGUGGACGUGCUGUGCGUGACGGCCAGCAUCGAGACCCUGUGCGUCAUCGCCCUGGACCGCUACCUCGCCAUCACCUCGCCCUUCCGCUACCAGAGCUUGCUGACCCGCGCGCGGGCGCGGGCCCUCGUGUGCACCGUGUGGGCCAUCUCGGCCCUGGUGUCCUUCCUGCCCAUCCUCAUGCACUGGUGGCGGGCCGAGGGCGACGAGGCGCGCCGCUGCUACAACGACCCCAAGUGCUGCGACUUCGUCACGAACCGGGCCUACGCCAUCGCCUCGUCCGUGGUCUCCUUCUACCUGCCCCUGUGCAUCAUGGCUUUCGUGUACCUGCGGGUGUUCCGCGAGGCCCAGAAGCAGGUGAAGAAGAUCGACAGCUGCGAGCGCCGCUUCCUCGGCGGCCCCGCGCGGCCGGCCUCGCCCGCACCCUCCCCGGGGACCCCGCGCCCCGCCGCCCCGCCGGACCCCGGGCGCACCAGCAAGCGGCGGCCCUCGCGCCUCGUGGCCCUGCGCGAGCAAAAGGCGCUCAAGACGCUGGGCAUCAUCAUGGGCGUGUUCACGCUCUGCUGGCUGCCCUUCUUCCUGGCCAACGUGGUGAAGGCCUUCCACGCCGACCUGGUGCCCGACGGCCUGUUCGUCUUCUUCAACUGGCUGGGCUACGCCAACUCGGCCUUCAACCCCAUCAUCUACUGCCGCAGCCCCGACUUCCGCAAGGCCUUCCAGCACCUGCUGUGCUGCGCGCGCCGGGCCGCCCGCGGGCGCCACGCGGCCCCCCGCGAUCGCUCGCGCGCCUCGGGCUGCCUGGCGGUGGCCGGGCCCACGCCGUCGCCCGGGGCCGCCUCCGACGACGAGGAGGAGGACGACGACGUCGGGGCCGCGCCGCCCGGCCGGCUGCUGGAGCCCUGGGCCGGCUGCAACGGCGGGGCGGCGGCGGACAGCGACUCGAGCCUGGACGAGCCGAGCCCCGGCUGCACCUCGGAAUCCAAGGUGUAGGGCCCGGCGCCGCCUCCCGCCGCCCCGCCGGGACGCGCGGGCUCUGCGCGCCGGGACGGAGCCGGUCCGGCGCCCUGAAUGGCUUCCCAGGGGAAAGAGAUGUGUGUUUACUCAAGACCUGCAGCAG